This is a messenger RNA of Fusarium oxysporum Fo47, 1485 nucleotides long. Its product is annotated as Zn(II)2Cys6 transcription factor. The transcript has 3 exons. The record is from RefSeq and is a predicted model, not a curated record. Gene Ontology annotation, molecular function: DNA-binding transcription factor activity, RNA polymerase II-specific; zinc ion binding. Gene Ontology annotation, biological process: regulation of DNA-templated transcription. Bases 1 to 1485 code for a protein of 494 amino acids. Lineage: Eukaryota; Fungi; Ascomycota; Sordariomycetes; Hypocreales; Nectriaceae.
AUGACAACGAGACUUAGAAACGCAAACCCAUGUGACGGCUGCGCUUUACGUCGUGUAAAAUGUGAAGAAGGAAAACCAUGUCACGAAUGUCGACUCAGAGGCAUCGAAUGCACCGCCUUGAGAACCCGCAAGAAGCGUGGGCCAAAGGGCGGACCUCGAAGCACAACCAAAGAAAAAGUCGAGAGAUUUCAACAGAGCAUCAAGGAGACACAACCUUGUAAUAUUCAAGAUGAUGAUCAAUCGCAGUCCGACCCUUCCAGCUCUGUACCUCUCCCGCCUUAUCGCUUACCACUCCACGAAUAUCAGCGUUUCCUCCAAUUCUCAAAACGACCAGUAUCUUCCAUUUGGAUGGUCAUCAACCCCGACCACCUAUUUACAAAAAUCUCAGAUAAUCUUAACGACUAUGAGUCUCAUGCCCUAGCAGCCGCACUAUGUGCUGCCACCAUAGCUCAACUAAGACUACCAGAACAUGCUGGCCCACGAAACACCCCUUCAUCUCUUCAGUUUGCUACCGAGUGUCUUCAGCUAAGAGAACUUUAUGAUUAUCGAGAGAGCUACAGUCUGGCUUCUGCACUCAUACCCUUCUUUCUUCAUGUUUACCACUCCAACGGCAAUAAGCUACGAACCGCGGGCCUAUUUCUAAGAGAGGCUGUAACGCAAGUUCAGCUCAUGCAGCUUGGUUAUCCUGAGACAUAUUCGCACCUCACUAAGCAGGAGCAAUCACUUAGACUUCGAAUAUACUGGCUUGUUCUCAUCACUGAGAGAACAUAUUCCGCGCAACAUGGCUUGCAAGCAGUUCUCCUAGUCAUCGAUGUCUUCCCAGACACGCAAGAUGACAUGGCAGAUGAACGACGAAUGCAAGCUUUCAUCUCCCUCACAAGACUCUUUGCAUAUCUCGAGAGUAACUUGACAACAAUUUCAUCAAACCAGCAGCCCCUUGAGAGACAAAAGCUGGUAUCAUAUCAAGCCGCUCUGUGUAUCGACGCACAUGAUCACGCUGCUCGUGAAGCUCAAAGAGUUGACUUAUUCGUCACCCGCCAAUGGAUCAGACUCAUUCUAUGGGAGUAUACGGCUCGCCAUUUUGCAAUGUCAUGUUACCCGGAUGACGAAGCUUUCUCUCUUUUCCUUCCAGUCAAGAUCGGCCACAAGAUGCUCUCACUUUUUUCAAUGGUGACAAAUUCUGCCAUCACAACCCACGGAUAUGGCAUUGAACUUAAAGUAUUCCGAUUAGCAGAUGCAAUGCUUGAUAUCGUUGCUUGCACGCCAUUUUCGGCUCAUGGUAGUAGUAUGCUUGUUGGUGCAGGAGAAAUCUUAUACUCUCUUCAACAUGUAUUGCACUCUGUUGGAGGACGAGACUCCGGCUUUCUACACAAGAUACAGAACCGAAUGUCACAGCUGGAGUUGACGACUGGAUCAUGGCCAUACCUCGCCAUAUCAGACGCAGAGGAUUUAAUAGAGGAGAUAGAGAACGAUGACGGCUUAUGA